Dimorphilus gyrociliatus is the source of this 1276-nucleotide messenger RNA. Lineage: Eukaryota; Metazoa; Annelida; Polychaeta; Dinophilidae. The record is from the annotation of a GenBank genome assembly.
AAUGACGCGUGUUUGGCCUGUAGUAGCCACUCAGUGUGUGCGUGACGCCCAGCAGCAGCCAGGUAACGCCGCAUCGAUCCGUAAUCAGAACAUCAAAGGCAGCGGCCGACAUCAAAGGAUGGAGAACAGUGGCUCCCCCGUUUGGCUGCGUGCUCAAGCUUUUCGCGCGUUUCUCCAACGAUUUACCGACCUGUACUACAAAUACACUGUAGCGCAGGGCGGAAGAGUUGGCAGCUUUUCAGCUCACUCAUCAAACCCGUUCGGCGUCUACGGCUAUGACCAUUUAGCGUCUCCUCCUCCGGCCCAUAUGGGCAUACCGCCCGUCCAUAUCGAUCCAAAAACUGGUUUACCAAGACCACCAAUGUAUGGUCUGCCUCCUCCACCCACCGGACAUUUGAGUGCCCUCUACCCAGAACUUUCCAGUUGGCACUCCCCUCCCGGUUCACCGUUCAGUGCAUCGUCAUUACGUAAUCCCUACCAUACAACCCUAGCCAAUAGUCCUCUGGCACGCUUUUCGCCUCCAGGCUUACUACCCCCACCAGGAAUACACCCAAGUGUACAUUCAUCGCACCAAGGUCUGCUGAAAUGCGAGAAUGAUGGAAGCAGGUUAAACGGUGACGCUGGUUCGUCAGGCACGUCAACCGCGAGCGAGGAUCAAAAACCUAGGCGUCCAUAUGUAAAAAAGCCGCUAAAUGCGUUCAUGUUGUUUAUGAAAGAAAUGAGACAGAAAGUAGUAGAAGAAUGCACCCUGAAAGAAUCUGCAGCGAUAAAUCAAAUACUCGGCCGUAAGUGGCACGCAUUAGAUCGAGCUGAACAGGCUAAAUAUUAUGACAUGGCAAGAAAAGAAAAAGAACUUCACAUGCAGCUUUAUCCAGGAUGGUCAGCUAGAGACAAUUAUGCUACUCAUACAAAGAAGAAGAAGCGUAAACGAGCCUCAGAGGGUCAAUCAGCAGGCAAUCAGAGUAUCAACAGCGAUUACGGCAACAGUCAAGCGAAGAAAUGCAGAGCCCGUUUUGGCGUUGAACAACAGAGUCAGUGGUGCAAGCCGUGCAGGAGGAAGAAGAAAUGCAUUAGAUUCUUAACGGGCGAUGAAGAAGUAGGUGGAAGUGAUCUGGAUAGUGACGCCUGUGAUGAGUUAAGCGUCGCUUCACCUUCAUCAAGUGAGGCUCCAGCCAGUCCUCGACCUUCAGUAGACGGGGAACAUCCUCUGGCAUUAACAUCGAAAACUCCAGGCCCAUCACUCACUCCUACUCGUCAACCGCUUCUAGCCACAUGA